Fusarium tjaetaba is the source of this 525-nucleotide messenger RNA. Its product is annotated as heterokaryon incompatibility 6 OR allele. The transcript has a single exon. Lineage: Eukaryota; Fungi; Ascomycota; Sordariomycetes; Hypocreales; Nectriaceae. The record is from RefSeq and is a predicted model, not a curated record. Bases 1 to 525 code for a protein of 174 amino acids.
AUGAGGCAGCCUGUUUACAAACACCAGCCUGUUUACAAACACCAGCCUUUGGCUGACCCCGCUGGACAGAUUCGGCUGAUCGAAGUCACCUCCAAGCCUCAUCAGCCUCUGGAAUUGUCCCUCAGAACUCACCAAAUACCUCAAGCCCCCGACUACUAUGCCAUCUCAUACACAUGGGGAGACAGCGGCCUCACCGAAGAGAUCACCAUCGAUGGCCAGCCAAUGACGGUGACUGAGAACUGUCAUUAUGCUUUAAUGCAAGUCAGGGAUCGUUAUCCGUCGCCCCCCAGAAACGCUAUCAUCAUUUGGAUUGAUUCCAUCUGUAUCAAUCAGGGCGACAACUACGAGAAGUCCUAUCAGGUUGCCAUGAUGGGCGAUAUAUAUACCAAAGCAUCUAAGGUGUUUUCCUGCGUCGGGCCUCAUCGAGAUAACAGUCAAAUGAUUCGAAAUACCUUGGACAGUAUCAAGAAACUGAGCCCAAAUCUUUACCGGCCUUCGAGAGCAAUUAGCGUUGUCAGACUCUAG